Necator americanus (New World hookworm) is the source of this 1896-nucleotide messenger RNA. RefSeq lists its product as uncharacterized. The transcript has 17 exons. Bases 1 to 1896 code for a protein of 631 amino acids. Lineage: Eukaryota; Metazoa; Nematoda; Chromadorea; Rhabditida; Ancylostomatidae. The record is from RefSeq and is a predicted model, not a curated record.
AUGGAAGAAGCUCACAGAGGUCUUCGCCUGUGCGCAGGAGCCACAUCAUUGGCUCUCGCUAUGGAAUCGAAGGAGAAACCCUUCGCUAACUUUAUCCAUGAACACAAAAAUACUGCUAUAAUGUGUCAAGAGCGUCUUUCACCCGAUAGCCUAAAUUUCGAAGUGCUGCAGAUUCUUGUGAAUGAUGACGCACGUGAAUGCUUCCGACAACUUCCGAAGAGCCGUCGUCAACGGGAUUGCAGCAUGCGGGGAACGCUUGAAUGCCUUGUCUGUGGCAUAUCAACACGCAAAAUUGAAAGCGCUACUGGCGAUCUUAGCCAGGAGAAGGGUCUGAUGAGAGCGUUGCGUGGUCAACUGAGACGUGAUCGCGAGAACGAAUCCAAAGAAAUCGUGCAACGACUACUUCUUUGUCUUGAGUCAGGCGAACCUCAGCAUUUUUCGGAACUUGCUGCAAUGCAACUAGAUAGAAUGGAUUUUCGAAUACCAGGAAUACCGUUUCUUAAACCAAACAGGGAAACAGAACAGCGUAUUGCCCGCCGCCUUGGCUUGAUGUCCUAUGCGGCCAUAGAGCAGAGACGAGAAAAACACUUGAAGAAGUUUUUGGACGUUAGAGAACGUCUUCUUGAGGAGAGAAAUUUAAAGGAGGUGAACUCAACAACGCAAAGCUCCCGAACGACACAAAUCCCAAGUAAAGAAAGAAUGGCAAUUGUCAGGAAUCUACUCAGGAAUGCAAGAGAAAAUGAACUUAGAAUAUACGCCUCCCUUCUGGCCGAUGGAAAUUUCGCACGUUUAGCUGAACUGGAGAAGAUCAAAAAUGCUAAUAAUACCCUUUCUGGAAUUUUACGAUCCAAAAAAUUAAUGAAGGCAACAUUAUCGUCAAAAGAUCGGAAAACGUUCGUCUACUACGAAUCGCCGCGAAUGAAUGGGUCAGAUGCGAGUUUUCGUCCGGGAACUGUUCCAGAACCUCAAGAAAAAAAGGGAGUUGUUAGCAACUACUAUACGCAAAAGUACUUCGUACGUAGAGGAAGAAAUCCUACGAAAGUUCGAGCAAGUCCCCAAAAGGGAUUACUAGAUGCUCAGCGUAUUAAAAUUUUGAAAGAAGACAAGAACUUGACCAUUCCAAUUCAAGCAUUGGGAUUGAAGAAAGUAUACAGGGGGCAAUCGCUUCCUUUGAGUGGGUCGAAGACACUAUUUUUUACACCAAAAAUACACAUGAAAAGCAGUUUGAAAGGGUCAGCAGAUAUUUCGAUGGUUGCUCCAAUUCACACACCAUCAAAUAAUGAAGAAACUACUCCUCUUGAUGCACCACAACAAUUCCACUAUAUUGUAAAUAACAUUGAUGAGGCAGGAUCAUCAGCGAUCUUCCGGAUAUCAGAGUGCGACUUAAACAACUCCUCACUUUUUCUAAACAACACUAACACUCUUUCAAAGAAUUUACAGUUCAAAACAAAUUCCACGGCUCAAAUCACGUUACCGAUAAAUUCUUCGGAUGAGAGUGAGGUGAAAAAAAUUCUUGUAAGUCAUCGAAGCCUUCGAAAACAUUGUUUAGAAUACGGGGCUUAUAUAACCAAAAAGGCUGAGCUAGAGGACCCCUCUUGUCACACCGUGCUCCCGUCAACGGAAUCAAUCGAUAGUUAUCUCCAUCAAGCACACUCUCGCUCAGAAAACAAUCGUCUCGCUUGUCAUGCACUUUUAGACGAAUUAAAAGACGCUUGCAGUACACUAGGAAAAUGCUGUCCGAGCACAAAAAGAUGUGAGAAGCAGCUUCAAGUACCUUCGCUACAGCAACGGCUACAACACGCCAUUGACCGCCUCAUCAUUCAGCAUAACAUCUGCGAAAGAAAUAUGUUGGAGACUUUGAGGCUCAUUCAAGAUUUUGAGGACGUGAAACGAUAA